This is a messenger RNA of Dentiscutata erythropus, 346 nucleotides long. Lineage: Eukaryota; Fungi; Glomeromycota; Glomeromycetes; Diversisporales; Gigasporaceae. The record is from the annotation of a GenBank genome assembly.
CACAUACAGGAAUACCACUAAAUAAUAAAGUAGAUGAACUAGCUCAAAAAGGAACAAUAAGUAAAAUAAUAGUAGAUCUUAACUAUGAACAUCCGUUUGUAGAAAACUAUCAAUUAAAAAAUGGAAACAAAUUCUUAGAUCAUCCAAUACAAGAAUUAAUCAAAAACAUCAAAACUUUAAUUCACUCAAAACUAACAAAUGGAAAAAUAUCAAGUACAGAUCAAAGUUUAAGAAUAUUCAGAAUUAAAAUAAUAUGUGACGAAUUACCAACAUACGCAAGAUUAAAUAACCUCAAAGAAGAAAUAUAUGAUAGUCUUAAAUGUCCAAGAUAUAAAACACAAGAAGA